Messenger RNA from Heterocephalus glaber (naked mole-rat), 5337 nucleotides. Lineage: Eukaryota; Metazoa; Chordata; Mammalia; Rodentia; Bathyergidae. The record is from RefSeq and is a predicted model, not a curated record.
AACAGCAAGACCGCCAGGCACCCAGCAGCGGGGCCAGGAGCAGCGAUCUCUUCCCAGAGCCAGCACCAUGCUUGGCCCCAGGCUGCUGCUGCUGCUGCUACCGUUCGGAGUGGCCUUGCUCAGGGGUGAACCCCCAGCUGGAAAUGCCACAGGCACGGCCACCCAGGGCCACCUGCAGUCCUCCCCAGACAAGGGCUGGUGCUCCACGUGGGGCACUGGCCACUUCGCCACCUUCGACCACCAUGCCUAUGACUUCUCGGGGACCUGCAACUACGUCUUCGCAGCCACCUGCAAGGACGCUCUUCCUGCCUUCAGCGUGCAGCUGCGGCGAGGGCUGGACGGGGCCAUCUCCCGGCUCAUCGUGGAGCUGGGAGCCUCCACCGUCACCGUGGGCAACGGAGCCAUCUCCAUCAAGGACGUGGGGGUGGUCAGCCUGCCCUAUACCAGCAACGGGCUUCAGAUCGCACCCUACGGCCCCAGCGUGCGGCUGGUGGCCAAGCAGCUAGAGCUGGAGCUGGUGGUGCUGUGGGGCCCGGACCCCCACCUCAUGGUCUUGGUGGAGAGGAAGUACAUGGGCCAGAUGUGUGGGCUGUGUGGGGACUUCGACGGGAACGUGGACAACGACUUCAUAAGCGAGGAUGGCAAACUCCUGGAGCCCCACAAGUUCGCCGCACUCCAGAAGCUCGAUGACCCCAGUGAGAUCUGCGCCUAUGAGGCUGUCCCCAGGGCCCCCAGUCUGCAUGUCCAGGACGCCGAGACCUGCACCCGGCUGCUCGCCCUGGUGUCCCCCGAGUGUGACGUGCCCAAGGAGUCACUGGUGCACAGCUGCCAGGUGGACAUGGCGGCAUGCGACCUGCCUGGACAGCCGAAUUGCAGCUGUGCCACGCUGUCUGAGUUCUCGCGCCGCUGCAGCAUGGCGGGCCAGCCCGUGAGCCGCUGGCGGGGCCCCAGCCUCUGCGGUGAGUCCCAGGGCAGCAGGGAGGGGGGUGCCUGGGGGGUGGGCUCUCAACACACUGCUCUGUGUGCAGCGCUGGGCCCGUGCCCGGCCAGCCAGGAGUACCGGGAGUGUGGAGAAGCCUGCACUGAAACCUGCUCCCACCCACAGCACAGCUGCCCCGGCUCCUGCACCUUCGGCUGCUUCUGCCCAGAGGGCACCGUGCUCAAUGACCUCUCCACAAACCGCACGUGCGUGCCACUCAGCCAGUGCCCCUGCAUGCUCAACGGGGCAAUCUACAGCCCCGGCGAGGUCACAGCAGCCGCCUGCCGGACCUGCCAGUGCACCACAGGCCGCUGGAGGUGUAUGGAGAAGCCAUGCCCCGGGACCUGCUCCCUGGAAGGCGGCUCCUUCGUCACCACAUUCGACACGAGGCCCUACCGCUUCCAUGGCACCUGCACCUAUAUCCUCCUCCAGAGCCCACAGCUCCCUGACGAAGGCACUCUCAUGGCCGUGUACGACAAGUCGGGCUACUCGCACUCGGAGACCUCCCUGACUGCUGUCAUCUACCUGUCCCGGAAGGACAAAAUUGUGAUCUCAGAGGAUGAGGUGCUAACCAACCACGGAGACACCAAGCGGCUGCCCUACAAGACACGUAACAUCACCAUCUUCAGGCAGACGUCCACCCACCUCCAGAUGGCCACCACCUUCGGGCUGGAGCUCAUGGUCCAGCUGCAGCCCAUCUUCCAGGCAUACAUCACUGUCGGGCCCCAGUUCCGAGGCCAGGCCAGAGGGCUCUGUGGCAACUUCAAUGGGGACACCACCGACGACUUCAUGACCAGCAUGGGCAUCGACGAGGGCACGGCCACUCUCUUCGUGGACUCCUGGCGGGCAGGGAACUGCCCAGCUGCCCUGGAGCGUGAGACAGACCCCUGCUCCAUGAGCCAGCUCAACAAGGUGUGCGCGGAGAGCCACUGCUCCGAGCUGGUGAGGAAGGGCGGCGCAUUCGAGAAGUGCCACGCCACGGUGAACCCCACACCCUUCUACAAGAGGUGCGUGUACCAAGCCUGCAACUACGAGGAGACCUUCCCCCACAUAUGCGCUGCCCUGGGCACCUACGCGCAGGCCUGCGCCACCCAGGGUGUCCCGCUCUGGGGCUGGAGGAACAGCGUGGACAACUGCACCAUCCCCUGCACUGGCAACCGCACAUUCAGCUCCAACAGCCGGGCCUGUGGCCGCACGUGCCUGUCACUCUCCGACCGCGAGGCUGAGUGCCACGCCAGUGCCGUGCCGGUGGAUGGCUGCAACUGUCCCGAGGGCUCCUACCUGGACCACAAGGGCGAGUGCGUGCGCAAAGCCCAGUGCCCCUGCCUGCUGGAGGGCCCCAAGUUCCUCCUGGCUGACCAGUCUGCCAAGCUCAACGGAGUCAUCUGCUACUGCACCAACGGGCGGCUGAGUUGCUCUGGGCAGCCGCAGAUGUCCCUGGCUUCCUGCCUGGCCCCCAAAACGUUCCAGUCCUGCGAUCAGUCCGCGGAGGACAAGUUCGGGGCAGCCUGCGCACCCACCUGCCAGAUGCUGGCCACGGGCACCGCCUGUGUGCCCACCAAGUGCGAGCCAGGCUGCGUCUGCGCAAAGGGGCUCUUUGAGAACCCCAGAGGGGAGUGUGUGCCCGCGGAGCAGUGCCCAUGCGACUUCGCGGGGGUCUCCUACCCAGGGGGCGCCGAGCUCCACACUGACUGUAAGACCUGCACCUGCUCGCAGGGGCGCUGGGCCUGCCAGCAGGGAUCCCACUGCCCCUCCACCUGCGUGCUCUACGGGGAGGGCCACGUGGUCACCUUUGACGGGCAGCGCUUCGUGUUUGAUGGCAAUUGCAAGUACAUCCUGGCCACGGACGACUGUGGCACCAACAGUUCGCAGCCGAACUUCAAAGUCCUGACGGAGAACGUCAUCUGCGGGAAGUCAGGGGCCACCUGCUCCCGCGCCAUCGAGACCGUCCUGGGCGGCCUGUCCAUCACGAUGGCAGACAGCAGCUACACGGUGCACGGUGAGGACCCCCACGUGCACUUCCAGGUGCAGUCCAGCGCCCUGAGCCUGGUGCUGGACGCACACAUCCCCGGCAGGCUCAACCUGACACUCAUCUGGAACAAGCACAUGAGCGUCUCCAUCAAGAUCCACCGCACCUCCCAGGACGCCCUCUGUGGCUUGUGUGGCAAUGCCAACGGGAACAUGAAGGAUGACUUCGAGACGCGCAGUAGGUACGUGGCGUCCAGCGAGCUGGAGUUCGUGAACUCCUGGAAGGAGAGCCCUCUGUGCGGGGACACGCGUGCCACUGUCGAGCCCUGCAGCCUCAAUGCCUUCCGCCGCUCCUGGGCCGAGCGCAAGUGCAGCAUCAUCAAUGGCCAGACCUUUGCUGCCUGCCACAGCAAGGUGUACCACUUGCCCUACUACGAGGCUUGUGUGCGCGACACCUGCGGGUGUGACAUGGGCGGAGACUGCGAGUGUCUGUGCGAUGCCGUGGCUGCCUACGCCCAGGCCUGCCUGGACAAGGGCGUGUGUGUGGACUGGAGGGCCCCCGACUUCUGCCCCAUCUACUGUGACUUCUACAACACGCACCCUCACGCGGGCGGCCAGGACCAGCCCACGCAGGAGGGUGACUGCCUGUGGCACUACCGACCCUGCCUCUGCCCUGGCAGCCUACAGAGCUUUGAGGGCACCAACAUCGAAGGCUGCUACAACUGCUCGAAGGACAAGUACUUCGACCACAGCACGGGGACCUGCAUGCCCUGCGCGCCACCCCCCACAUCGCCACCGCUGCCACCCACCUCAGAAUCCCCUCCGACCACCACGGCAGUCACCACACCUGCCACCUCUCCUCGGGUGCCUACAGUCACGGUGAUGUCAACAGCCACAGGAUAUACAGUCACUACAGCAACGACAGAGCCCACAGCAUCAUCCCCCAGCCCAGCCACUACAUCCACAGCUCAGUCCACAGCACGGACCACAGUGGUACCACUGACCGUGAGCACGUGGACAAGGAAUCCUGGACAAGGCCACCGCCUCCCAGGUCACUGCUCUUACCACCGAGGCCCCUGUGUCUGGCCUGGUGUCCUCCACCUUGGAGACGAUCUCCUCCCCACACUCUCCAUCCACCAACCUCACCAGCCGGCCCACUGGGACCACGCAGCUGCCCACGUCCACAUUCCCGUCCAGCCCAGCUGCUUCCCCCACAACCUCGCCCCCUACCUUGGAGGUGCUGUCCACUCUGAGCCCCUGGGUGUCCUCUCCGGUGACCUCUCCCACCAGCUCUGCAGAGCCAUGCAGCGUGCGGGAGCGGGAGCAGGAGAUCACCCACCAGGGCUGCACCGCCAACGUGACCCUGGCCCACUGCGAGGGUGCCUGCGCCUCCUCCUCCAGCUUCAACGUCACCACCCAGCAGCUGGAUGUCCACUGUGCCUGCUGCAAGCCCCUCAGCUCCUACACACAGGAGGUCCCGCUGCCCUGUCGAGACCCCAGCAUGCCCAGCCGGCUGCUCAUGCUCACUGUGCGGGUGGCCCACAGCUGUGUGUGUGGGCACCAGCACUGUGGAGACUAGAGGUGCAGGGUCACAGGUCAAAGAACAAGGCCAGGUACCUCUGCCCACACCUCUCUGCCCCCGUCCUGGUCCCAGGUGAGGCCUCAAUAUCCAGAGCAGAAGCAAGAAGGGGAGACAGGGCUAGCCGGGUAGUGUGGGCACCUGUGCAGGGUGAGCACCAGACACAGCAAAAAACAGAGCAUGACAGGAGGUGCAAGAUGCUCCUCGUGCCCACAGGACCUGCGCCUUCCAAGGAAGCCACUACUGCCAACAAGCAGAUUCCAAAUAAACUGAUUCUUGUAAGGCAGAGGUCUGUGAGCACUGCUGUCACCGCCACUGGAGCUGUCCCCGGGGGCUGGAUGGGGAAGGAGGCCACCUCUGGCCUUGGGACCUGCUGAAGCCCACAGCCCUGGGGCCCUCCCAACCCUCCAUGGUCACUCAGGCCCAGCUGAGCAGCGUGCCCCAGGGAAGGAAGCCCUGGGCCGUUUGUUCUGUGCACUAGAACUACAGGCUUCCAGAGGGCAGUGUGGCUCGGGAGUCGAACCCAAGCACGUACUGCAGCAGGCAGCCUGGGGGACACUGGGAAGCCUGGCCAGGUUCCACCAUGCCCAGAGUCAGCCUGGGGGACAUUGGACAGCCCAGCCAUAACCAGCGAGGCCAGGAACAUCAGGAAGCGCCAGGCCAGGCCCAGUCAGGCUGGGGACAUCAGGAAGCCUAGGCCUGGGGGCUGAGUCACACUGGUGGAACAAAGGCACAUCAGUUCCUGAGGUCCCUGUAGCCCACCAUCCAUGCAUCCACCAUGUGCUGCAGGACAGGCCUGGUGGGCAGUACA